Molecule: messenger RNA, 2438 nt
Organism: Marchantia polymorpha subsp. ruderalis
Lineage: Eukaryota; Viridiplantae; Streptophyta; Marchantiopsida; Marchantiales; Marchantiaceae
Source: the annotation of a GenBank genome assembly
CUGGGACGAUAUUCAUCUCUUACGAAUUAUUCGGCCUCGAGACAGAGACAUCGACAUUUAGACAGAGAGAGGGAGAGAGAGAGAGAGAAAAAAGAUCAGACGAGAGCACAAGAGAAGAAGACCGUGGAGCUUUUUUCUUGCUCACACGUCGGAGGAGGAGAAGAAGAACGAGAUUUUUGCCAUUUGGCUCGCUUUUAGGUAGAGAGGAGGAGGAGGAGGAGAAGAAAACGGAUCUCCACACGAGAGGAGGAGCCGUCGACGGAAGAGGUGGUAGAAGAAGAAGAAGGAGAAGAAGAAAACACGUGGUCGCGGUGGAGUGUUCUUUGGCGGUCGGCGUGGUUGGUGGUGGUGGUGUCGGUUGCGAUUUGUUCUUUUGUGGGAAGAGGAGAGUUGUGGGAUUAUUGAGAAGCGGGGAAGAGAAAAUCUGUGAGAGUGUAGAGUGACAGGAGUGCGUGCUUUCUUGAACGGCAAGGAAGAGUAUUUUUUUUCUAUAGCGCACAGUCAUGUGUCGUCCACCAGAUGUGACGACGCCCUCCAUUCUCCCAAUCGGGAGAAGGAGAGAUGUGAACCCGUCCUCAUGGACGCCUGAUCCUCGGACCAAUUGGGGCGCUCCUCCGCCCCAGGCUGCCGGAAGCUCUUGGCCGUCAUGGGUGGAGUUUUUCAACUACCCACAAGCAGGAUUUCCGAAGGACGAUGUUUGUGCAUCAAAUGUGAUCGACGCAGCACCUUUGGGCUCUCUUUUGGCUUCUGCUCUCGCACAGCAAGAAGUGCCGAAGACAUGGCAGCCACAACCAAAUUGGGCUACGCCGCAGUCGAACUCGUUUUACUGCGACACCCAAGCUAUGCUUUCGUCGUAUGGUGGUGGUAUGGAUGGUGGUGCUGCACACUUGCAGUCGACACAGGGUCCCGCAUCCGAGAUGGGAAUCGCGACCACAAGCUCGAUUGCGGCGACCGAAGAGCCUCUGUCUUUGGAGGGCAUGGAGAGGCUCAAGGAAGAGGACAAGUCGCAGGGAGGGCCUUGGGUCGAGGAGGUCAUCCAGGAGGGUCGUUUAGAACAGGACACUUCCGCCAAGAAAUUGUGCAAUCCCUCCCCCAAGAUUGCGAAAGCCGCAUGCCAGAAGCCUAAACCGGCAGUACGACCCGGAGUGAAGAAGGAGACGACGAGUCCGAAAGAUGUAUGCAUGUUGGAUUCCGACAUGGAGGGGUCGGAUGACGAUGGAGAGGGAACUCCUGUCAUCAGCGAGAAGCGCCGAAAGAGGAUGUUGUCGAAUCGGGCUUCCGCUCAGCGUUCAAGGCAGCGUCGGCAGGAGAGACUCGAUACGCUUGAAGUGCUGGUUGCACAGCUCCGGGUGGAAAAUGCCGCGCUCACGCGCAAGGCUAACAGUGCAGUAGCCACUGCGAAGAAGUUGGAGCAUGAGAACAAGGUACUCCGAGAGCGGUUGGAAUCGAAAGAUCAAAAUCGAGGAGGUCGGGACCAAAACUCUCGGCUCAAGGAUGCUUUAGACACCGAUGAUCAGAGUCUUCAGACGACCGGAGGCAACAGUGCCGGAGUAAAAUUACCAGAAACUGGGACAAUCUCAAUGAAGGCUCGAACUGGAGACAGCGACAGUUCUUCCGAGAAUAGCGAUCCAAACAAGCAAGACGGAGAGCAGAGCGUGAAUAACACUUUGAAUAAUGUGAACAGCGCAAACACCAACAACGCGCGGUCGACAAGUCAAAGCUCGAAGAAAUCAAAGCGUAGCUGCGAAGAUGCUAUGGAGAAAGAGUGGAGCUUCAACUCGAGCUUCAGUUCUGUUUUCAAUUCAGAAAACAUGGAACAGGCCGGGAAUGCCACGUGCAAGAUGUCUAAGCAGAGAAGCGCACCCCGCCUUGGAGUAACGCCCGAGUAUUCGCAAGAUUACGAAGCGAUGAAGGGUGUGUCGGUGAUCUUACCGCAAACCCCAGCCUUCCAAGAGCUGGCAGAGUUCGAUAUAGACCUCGAACAUAGCCCCGAUAUUGACAAGAAAUUACUGGAGUCGGUGGAGGAGAUCUGGAUGUUCUCGGACGACGUCUGCUUCAAAUAAACUCAUAUGCUGAAGAAACGGAUGAGUCGAGAAGAGAAGUAAUGAACUAAUCACCGACCAAACCACCUCAAACAUCAUACUUCCUCUCGCUCGAGUUAACUAGUAGGGAAAUCGUAAGUCAGUGCCGUGUUUCGAAGGAGUUGCGAACUCUUUCAAUCUUUUCCGUGAACUAUACACAAACGCUUGUCCAUCGGAUCCGUGCCACAAAUAACGGACUUGGAUACUCCAAUUUCUUCGGUGUCUUCAUAUUGUAGAUGUACUGUAAUUACUAAUAGUGGUCUUUGAUUCCUGGUUGUCAUGUCACCGUCCCAUGCUAACGGAACUUGUAUAUUGACGAGAGAAGUCACUUCAUUACAAUUUUCUGUUCUGUCGCUC